This is a messenger RNA of Rasamsonia emersonii CBS 393.64, 735 nucleotides long. RefSeq lists its product as uncharacterized. The coding region runs from base 1 to 735 and encodes 244 amino acids. The record is from RefSeq and is a predicted model, not a curated record. The transcript has 2 exons. Lineage: Eukaryota; Fungi; Ascomycota; Eurotiomycetes; Eurotiales; Trichocomaceae.
AUGUCCCUCCGAGCAGACGUCUACGUCGCCCCUCGCCUGCCAAUCGCCAUCCCCCGAGCCGGCGGCCCCAGUUCCUUCUCGCCCAUCUCCUGCACGCUCAUCCACGGCAAAUCCGAGGCCGUACUAGUCGACACUCUCAAUCAGCCAGACGGAGUCCCUCAUCCAGUGGAUCGAAGAUACCGCACCAGGCAAGGACCUCCGAUUCAUCUACAUCACGCACGGCCACGGCGAUCACUUCUUCGGCAUCUCCACGUUGCAGAAACGCUGGCCGAAGGCGAAAGCAAUAGCCACGCCGGGAACUGUCCGCCACAUGAAACAGCAGCUCCAGCCGAAGUGAUCGCGCAGCCUGUCGCGCUGGCCGAGCCGAUGGAGUCGCCAGACACGUUUGAAAUCGAAGGCCAUGUUUUCCAUGCGAUCGAGGUCGGGCAUUCGGAUAUCCACGACACGACGGUGCUCCACGUGCCAGAUUUCGACCUGGUCGUUGCCGGAGAUGUGGUCUACGGCGAUGUGCAUCAGUACUUUGGCGAAGCCAACACGACGGAAAAGCGCAUGGGGUGGAUCCGAGCGAUCGAGAAGAUUGAGGCGUUGCGGCCACAGACUGUGGUGGCUGGUCACAAGAGACCUGGUUCUGUUGAUGUGGUGUAUAAUCUCCUGGCUAUACAAAGGAGUAUAUCCUCGCGUUUGAAGAUGCGGUUAAGGCGACCAGCAGCCCGGAGGAGUUGGUUGCCAGAAUGA